UAUUGGCUGGUAUUGCCGGGAGAGGAGGGGCCUGCUGUAAAGCUGUAAUGGGCUCCAGCUUGUGCAGUGGUGCCGAUCCCCACGUUUCCUCCAACCCAGCAGCUUUCCCUCUCUCUGCAGACACACAUGAACGUGCGCCGGGCUGGCGCCGCUCCAGCAGACACACUCUCGAACGGAUUUUUCAGAAUCACCAUCCCACCAUCUGACUGAAUGACUUGGCUUUUCUCUUUGGAAACCCACAGCUCCAGUCCAUUCAUCUUCAAACGCUCAAGCAAGCUGGAUUACAUCCCAAAUCUCCAGACACGAGGAGCAGAAACAUAAGGGAACAUCACUUUAAAGGCUCUGUUUAAUCCGGAUUUCUCUCGGAAGCUGGACAGAUGUAGGGCAGCGUCCAAUUCAUUCCCUGCUGAAGAUCAGAUACUUCCAGACUCCCCUUCUCAAUCAUCCUUCCGUCAUGCGAGGGAGAGAUCUGUCCUUGUAGGCUGACAUACUGUUCGAAGAAAGAGCUGAGCUCACCUCAGUAGUGCGAGAGAGGCUGCUUCUGACAUGAUCUGACAGGUGCACUCUCUCAUUCAUUUUCUGCCAUGAACACGCAGCUGGAAUUCCGGGAAGAAAGGAAGAGGGCUGGUUUGAUGUGAUCUCUGAACGACAGGCUCUUAUCUGUGAAGUGAGUGCAAAUGAGAGGUGGGAUUACAGCCUUGCUUUAUAGAGGACAAGGAAAAGAUGAUGACACAGUCAUAGAUAAAUACAUGCAGGUGUCAAAUACAAAAUGCUGUGGAGAGGGAAUACAAAAUUAGGCAUGGCAUCUGCAUCCAUAGACUUGCAGUUAUAAUUGCGGCUAAUGAACAUCUAAAUGCAUUAGCAUUGUAAUGACGGAACGGAAACACUAGACUCAAGCAACAUGUUUUAAAGCACUUCAAAUAGCAUGACGGGCAUGUCUGCGCCUAGAGAGUGUUGUCAUAUGUAAAUGAAGGAAACAAGCUCUCUAAUAAUAGACGGAAAGCAUCUCUCAGGGGAAUACGCUGGAAAGUAAACAUUUGUUUAUCGCAUCUUUUAUUUAAUAAUUCAUGUCUUAGUCUACGACUUUGGCGGAGGCACCAGGGAGUUCACGUUAGGCAGAUCAUCUCUUUGAUUAUAUUGUUCAGACACGGUGGGAUCUGUAAAUUUAAUCCUUGUACGCCGUGCUGCCGGCUGCUUGUUUCAAGACUUUACUAUCUGUCUAAUAAUAUAAUAUCUGAUUCGCAUCAUUAUAUGUGAAGUUCUAAAGCCGGAAACAUUAAACCAACUUCCCUGAGUGUGUAUCUUGGAGGAAAUUCAAAGCGCACACACAUCAGAGGCUCCAUUCAUCAGCGAUCAAACCUUGACUUUCUCACGGCUGGAUGCUGCAGCGACUCUGAUCCCGCUUCCCGGGUUGGACCUCAAUUAAAACAGCAGCCGGGCCUGAAUGAGGGAAGCAGACAAAGAAAAGAACAUCAAAGCCCUUUCAUGGAGUGCAGAGUCUUAACCUCUGAUCUCAGGGAGGGAUUACUGUAAUUGGGCGGCAGGGAUCGACACCAACGUCGGAGAAUCAGGAAGCCACAGCGUUGAGGAAUCGCACCCCCUCAGGAAACCUCGAGCCAAGAUGGGCUGCAACAUGUGUGUGGUGAACAGGCCGGAGGAACAGUACAGGAUCAUGUUUCAGAAGGGAAACACGCUUCGUCCUAUUGAUGCAGAAGUGAAGCUCAAAGGCAGAAGAACAUCUCAUCUGUCCCAGGACAAAGAUGGACAGCCUCAUGAUCCUCUCCUGCUUCAAGUGGUACGUAAGGGUCACAGGAGGAGAUUGGGUGCAGCUGCUGGCACGGCUCGGCUCAUGGCAAUUACAGACUGUGUUGACAACGGCACUCAGACCGACAUCAGCUUCCAGAACUUCCUGAAUGGGGACAGAGGGUCUUACCUGAGCAGUGGAUCACCCAUGCCCCCACCAUCCCCCCCUCCUCUCGGACAGCUGGUGGAGCCAUACUUGCUGAAUGACCUUGGUUCUUUGGGGCAGGAAUAUAGUGAUCCAAAUGACUACUUCAAUGUUGCCAACCAUGAGGUGGAUCAACAAGAAGAGCUGGAAUAUGAGGAGGUGGAACUGUAUAAGUCGAGUCAGCAAGAUAAACUGGGGCUAACAGUAUGUUACCGGACAGACGACGAGGAAGACCAAGGCAUCUACGUUGGGGAAGUGAAUCCAAACAGCAUAGCAGCAAAAGAUGGAAGAAUCCGGAAGGGGGACAGGAUAUUACAGAUAAAUGGGAUGGAAGUUCAGAACCGAGAAGAAGCGGUGGCCAUCCUGACCCGUGAGGACAGCACCAACUUCUCAUUACUGCUGGCCAGACCAGAGAUAGAGACGGACACUCAUUUGGACCCAGAAGAGAUUGACUGUGAGUUACCUGUAGGGAUGAGUGUGGACAGCCUCAAUACUUCCCAUCUGUCCGGCCUGUACCAUUUCCGCCAACAGAGACCCCAAGGAGGCAUUCCUGAGGAAACCCAACAUCGGGAGACACCCAUGCUCAGCUUAGCAACCCUCAGCAACAGUCAAGAGCUUGACAGUGGUGUGGGCCGAACAGAUGAGAGCACAAAGAAUGAAGAAUCCUCUGAGCAUGACAUCCUUCUGGGUGAUGAGCAGACCAGUGCCUCCAACACAAAUGCCACCAACACGCCUGGAAGCUUGCGCAAGUUCAGGCCCGGCAGGAGUGGCGGAGGAGGGAGCGACACACCAUCGCCGCUGUUCCCUCUCCGAGAACUCCACCUUAGCACAGACUCGCUGGACUGUGGAAGUGUGGUGGGUGGAGGGUACCUUCACGAUCCCGUCAGUGGGAUGAUAAUGCCGGGCCUGACAGAGGAGGAAUGUGAGAGGUACAGGCAGCUUCUGGAAAUCAAAUGUCGUUAUGAGAAGAGGAUGAAGAAUAUGCAGCAGGUUCAAGAAGAAGGAGAGGGACAAGAGGAAGCUGAGAAUAAGGAGGAGACUCUGGACGAGAACAGUAACGAAAACCUGACUCCACAUGAGAUGGCGCUUCUGGAAGAGGAAAUGAGGCACCUUGAGUUCAAGUGCCGGAACAUUCUACGGGCACAAAAGAUGCAGCAGUUAAGAGAACGCUGUUUAAAAGCAUGGCUGAUGGAGGAAGAAACAUCUGGUCGGGUGUCUGCGGAACCUCAGGGGUCUCCACUUCACGAGCUGUCUGACAUCAACGAACUUCCAGAGAAGGAACGGUCGGACAAGGACAGCACUAGUGCUUACAACACCGGGGGAGAGAGCUGCAGGAGCACGCCUAUGGUGAGUGAGCACCGACUUCCAGUUUCUCAGAUAGAUGAGUCCACAAGCCCUCUGCCAAGUAGACACAGGGACCGACCAACCUGGAGUGAAAGAGGACGAGCAAGCCUCACUAGUUCAUACUCACCAAGCAGCUACAAAAAGUUUCAGACCAACACCCCUAUGAACCAGAAAUUCUGCUCUCUCACAAGAGAAGGAACCAUCCGUCGCAUGCCUGAAGGUUUGACACAAGGUGGAAAUUCUAGGGUGAGCAGAAAUGGUGGUCGUAGUGCUGAGUCAAGUCCUUACUUCACUCGACGGCGUCAUUCCAACUGCUUCACUCCAGAACGCUACCAGAGUUGCAUGCAUCUGGGAUCCUCACUUUCAGAGAGUUCUGGACCCUUGGAUAGAGCCGUCGAAGGAGAAAGUGAGGCACCAGUGGGUGGCAGUGACCGUGAGGGCCAAGAGAAUGGCACCUUUGGGUCAUUGCCUCAUCCUAGCCCAGUGAAGCUUUCUCUGGCCUUACCUUUGCCACUUCCCCCUGCGUCACCACGCAUGGAGUGGAAGGUAAAGAUAAGAAGCGAUGGGACCCGCUAUGUAGCCAAACGUCCUGUCCGAGACCGGCUCUUGAAAGCCCGAGCUAUGAAGAUCCGUGAGGAGCGUAGUGGAAUGACGACUGACGACGACGCAGUGAGCGAAAUGAAGAUGGGUCGCUACUGGAGCAAGGAAGAGCGUAAGCAACAUCUGCUGAGGGCCCGCGAGCAGCGCAGACGCAGAGAGUUUAUGAUGCAGAGUCGCCUGGAAUAUAUGCGAGAACACGGCCUGGAUAUGGGCAAGGAGAGCCAGUCGGAGUCAGGCCAGAACUCAGCCUCGAUCCUGGAGCUCAGUCAGAAAAAGAGCUCCAAGAAACGCAACCGACGGAUACUCGACAACUGGAUCACCAUACAAGAGCUACUGGCACAUGGCUCUCGCUCUCCAGAUGGGACAAAGGUGUAUAAUCCUCUUCUGUCUGUUACCACAGUCUGAAAGGAUGGUGAGGACAAUAGAUAGAGAAUCUAUUUUAUCGAAUGAUCAAACACUUUCAUGAACAGUCCUCAGAAGUUUCCAGAGUCAUCUUUCCACUUUACUAAUAUGGCUGAGCAACGUACUUGAAAUAUCUGAAAGUCCCUGAAACAAGACAAAUUUACUUGAGAAGCAACACUAAGACUUGUCUAUUGUUUUUAAAAUGAUUAUACUCACCUGUAAGGGUGCAGUUGUGGCCUAAUGGUUAGAGAGUCAGACUUGUAACCCAAAGGUCAUGGGUUCAAGUCUCAGUACUGGCAGGGAUUGUAGGUGGGGGGAGUGAAUGCACAGCACUCUCUUCUACCUUCAAUACCACGACUGAUGUGAGAGCCUUGAGUAAAUCCACCGAACCCCCAACUGCUUCCCGGGAGCACUGCACCACAGCAAAAAGCUCCAGGUGUGUGUGUGCUUAAUCGGUGAAAUGCAGAGCACAAAUUCUGAGUAUGGGACACCAUACUUGGCAUGCAUUCUAAUAAAGAUCUUAGUGUUACUUCUCACGUAAACAUACCUUUUGAAGAUUUUUAGAUUUUUCGGAAAACACUUAAAAAAUUAUGAAUGAAAAAGUUAAUGGGUGGGGCUACUUUUAAGUUUGUGGAAAAACUUGAUUUUCUUAAUUAAUGAAUGUCAUAUUGUAUUGCUUCUCAGUAUACAUUAUCACUCUUCCGAGGUCAAACAUCUGCUUACAAGGAUUCUGUUUAACCCUAAACUGAAAACAGCACAUGGCUGGGUGGCAAAGACACUCGGAAGAUUAUGAAUGUUGACUGAACGUACACAGACAAGCACAACACACACAACUGUACAAGCAGACAGGUCUUAGUCAAAAUCUGCUUGUUGCAAGCAAACAUAUUGGACAAAUGUAAUUCAUAACUUCCUCGCAGCUGCACAAACGAAACAAGAAAUCAAUUUCAUAACUCUUGAAUUUUCAUGGAAAAUAAUGAAGGGAUAGAAUAACAAAAGAUUUUUGUACAAUUUACUGCUCUAAUUACAAUAUCAUGUAAGUGCUUAUCCUGUGCAGACACAAUCAUGUUAAACUUUCCUACAGAGAUGUGGUGCUGAACAUUUGUACUGCUUGUUUGAUGGUCUGUUUACACUAUUCUUCUGUACUGUUCAUUAUGACCCAAAUAUGACAAAAGCACAAUGUAAGCCACGUUGUGCUUUUUAAUUUUGAAUGUAUGGUAAUUCUUUUUCCUUAAACCCUCAUCAAAAUCAGCACAGAGAGAAUUUCACAAGCCUAUGUGGCCUAGUGCGGACACAUACUAAUCACCAGCAAAAGGGGAAGCACAAACACACACUGGAUUCCUAUGAAAUCUAACCAGCUUCAAAAAUGAAAACAGAUUGUACAUUUUAAUAUACUGUUAUUAGCAGCAUUUAACCUGAAGUGGUUCACACAAGUGUAGCAAAGGAGCUAAAAUGAGGGGAUAUUCUUAUUCAUGAGUAAAUGAAUGAUAUACAAAUUUAUUAACAUAUUUGUAAGUGUUUGAAGAUUUUGUAGAAAAUGGCCUUAAGAGUUUUGACCAGUUUGGUGAUGAGAGCCACUUGUUCAGCUCAACUAAUUUUGCAUGAUUUUGACUAUACUGUACAUGCCAGAAAUACACAAUGAACUGUAGUGGAGAACUUCCAUUGCUCAGUAUACAGAUGUAUGUGACCAGAGGACUUUAUCCAGCAUCAUUUGCCAUUUCCGUCUUGGUGUUAGAUAAAAAUGUAGAAAUCUACAGUUAUACUCAUAUGGUACCUGUUGAUUGAUAUCAAUAGUCCUAAUUAUAUGAUGUGUAAUGUGCAUUAGUUCUUGAGUGGUUAUUUCAAUGCAUUACUGAGACCGUAUAAAAUCUAACAUUUUAGACAAAUAAAACAAUUUUGUAUGCUUAAUAUAAGUCUGUCAUUAGCCUGAUUUCAAACUUGGAUGCACACAAAACACACAGCCACAUAGUCACUCAAAAAUAUAUAAAAAACAACUUUCCAACAGCAAGAACAUGUUUUAUAGAAUGAGAGCAAUAAAUUAUCACAUAAUUUCUCUGAAUUAAUUCUGCAUUGAAACCUCAUACAUAUAUACAAAUAAAACUUCAUACAAUUAAUUUUAAAUAUAGGAACUGCUCUUACACACACAUACUGAUACAAUUUUACAAUUACAAUUCGUUCCAAGCCCCCAACCCCCCCAACCCCAGGUCCUUAAAAUGUAAACAAUGGUUCAUGUUCCCAUUCCCAGCCUAGAUACUGAUUCCCCAGUCCAGUGCAGAGUAAAUAUGGCAUAUUUAUAUCAA
Messenger RNA from Labeo rohita (rohu), 6591 nucleotides. RefSeq names its product PDZ domain containing 4 (gene pdzd4). NCBI's taxonomy places the organism in Eukaryota, Metazoa, Chordata, Actinopteri, Cypriniformes, Cyprinidae. Bases 1622 to 4297 code for a protein of 891 amino acids. The transcript is spliced from 8 exons. Gene Ontology annotation, molecular function: protein binding. The record is from RefSeq and is a predicted model, not a curated record.